AUGACUGUUCUCCCCAAGCUGUUUACCAUUGAAGGCAAGGGCCUCAAGCUCGAUACCGCCGCGGAUGUCGAGCCUCAUAUCCAAGAUCUUCGAGCCAACGAUGUUGAGGAGGUCAGGUUGCUUGGCAACACCCUGGGUGUGGAAGCUUGCAAAGUUAUUGGAGAAGUUCUGGCUACCAAGAAGAACUUGAAGAUUGCCAACCUCGCCGACAUUUUCACAGGCAGACUGCUGAGCGAAAUCCCCGAGGCACUCUCUUCGCUGCUAACUUCCAUCCUCAACCACCCAAACCUCCACACCGUCAAUUUGAACGAUAACGCAUUUGGCCUCAACACACAAGCCCCCCUCGUCGCUUUCCUCUCCGCCCACGUGCCGCUGCAGCACCUGUACCUUAACAACAACGGCCUCGGCCCCCACGCCGGUAUCCUUGUCGCCGAUGCUCUUUCAGAGCUUCAUGCCAAGAAGGAAGCCGCUCGCAAGGAGGGCAAGCAGGUUCCCGACUUGGAGACAGUCAUCUGCGGCCGCAACCGACUGGAGAACGGUAGCAUGACCGCCUGGGCCAAGGCGUAUAAACUUCACAAUAAGAUCCAGCACAUCAAGAUGGUUCAGAACGGUAUUAGGCAAGAGGGAAUCUCUCAUCUCAUCAGCGAGGGUUUGGUUCACGCCACCGAGCUGCAGAUCUUGGAUCUCCAGGACAACACUUUCACUUUCACGGGUGCCAGAGCCCUCGCCAACGUCGUCACAAAUUGGACUGUCGUUCGCGAGCUGGGUAUUGGCGAUUCACUUUUGAGCGCCAAGGGCGGUGUCCUGUUUGCGAAGGCUUUGGCUAAGGGCAAAAACCAGAAAGUCGAAAUUUUGCGACUGCAGUACAAUGAUAUCACCGCGACUGGUGUCAAGGCCUUCGCUGCCGCAGCCAAGGACGCGCUACCGGCCCUGAAGCGCAUAGAAUUGAAUGGAAACAAGUUUGACGAGGAUGACGAGUCCAUCCUCUUUCUGCAGGAGCUUCUUGACCAGCGUAAGGAGAAGCUCGCCGGAGAUGUGAUCAAUGAGGACGAAUGGGGUAUUGACAGCCUGAGCGAUCUCGAAGAGCUUAGUGGGGAUGAGGAGGAAGAGGAGGAGGAGGAGGGCGUCACUGCUGAGGAGCUUGCCGAGAAACUGGUCAAGGAGGCUGAGGAGGCUCAGGAGGAGCCUGUGGUCCAGCUCAAGGACAAGGAGGUCGAGGCUCUCGCUAAGAAGCUUGAGAAGGCCGAAAUUUAG
Molecule: messenger RNA, 1254 nt
Organism: Metarhizium brunneum ARSEF 3297
Lineage: Eukaryota; Fungi; Ascomycota; Sordariomycetes; Hypocreales; Clavicipitaceae
Gene: rna1
Product: Ran GTPase-activating protein 1
Biological process (GO): nucleocytoplasmic transport; activation of GTPase activity
Cellular component (GO): cytosol; nucleus; perinuclear region of cytoplasm
Molecular function (GO): small GTPase binding; GTPase activator activity
Source: RefSeq, a predicted model, not a curated record